CCGGCGCUGGGGAGCGGGAAUGGGGCUGGGCGCGGCCGCCGGUGCUGCGUGUGCUGGGCCGGGCUGGGGCUGCGCUCCCCGGGGCCUCGUUUCUCAGGCACGCGGUCUGUAAAUGGCCGAUAGCAGGGAUGGCGGCCUGUCUGUCUGGGGACACAAGCACAAAUCCCUAUGGAGGAUGAACCUCCUCCUCAAGGAGUCAGCGCCAAGGCCUUGGAGGCAACACUGUUGUCAGCCCUGAAGAUGCUGGAUGUUGGGAAAUGGCCGAUUUUUUCUCUCUGUUCCCCAGAAGAGAUCAAGUUAAUUCGUCAAGCCUGUGUAUUUGGCAGUGCUGGUAAUGAAGUGUUGUAUGCAACCGAAAAUGAUGAGGUUUUUGUGCUUGGCAUGAAUUGUAGCGGCUGUCUGGGAACAGGAGACAUGCAGAGCACUAUAGAACCAAGGAGGUUAGAUUCCCUGUGUGGCAAAAAGAUAGCCUGCCUGAGUUAUGGAAGUGGCCCUCAUGUUGUUCUUGCUACGGAAGAAGGAGAAGUGUAUACAUGGGGUCAUAACGCUUAUAGUCAGCUGGGCAAUGGUACAACAAAUCAUGGUUUUGUUCCCUGUCAAGUCUCUACUAACUUGGUGAACAAGAAGGUCAUUGAGGUUGCCUGUGGCUCUCACCAUUCUAUGGUGUUAACAUCUGAUGGAGAGGUAUACACAUGGGGUUAUAAUAACUCAGGCCAGGUUGGAUCUGGUUCAACAGCAAAUCAGCCAAUUCCUCGAAGAGUUACCAGCUGCCUACAAAAUAAAAUAGUUGUUAAUAUAGCUUGUGGACAGAUGUGCUCUAUGGCUGUGGUGGAAAAUGGAGAGGUCUAUGUCUGGGGGUACAAUGGGAAUGGCCAGCUGGGGCUGGGCAGCAGCGGCAACCAGCCCACGCCAUGCCGGAUCGCAGCCCUGCAGGGCAUUCGUGUGCAGCGGGUUGCCUGUGGCUAUGCACAUACACUAGUGCUAACAGAUGAAGGUCAGAUAUUUGCCUGGGGAGCCAAUUCAUACGGCCAGUUAGGUACUGGGAAUAAAAGUAACCAGUCUUACCCUACAACAGUUAUUGUGGAUAAGGACAGAGUUAUUGAGAUCGCCGCCUGCCACUCUGCGCACACGUCGGCGGCCAAGACCCAGAGUGGCCAGGUGUACAUGUGGGGCCAGUGCCGGGGGCAGUCCGUGACCUUCCCCCACCUCACCCACUUUGCCUGCACUGACGAUGUGUUCGCCUGCUUCGCCACCCCUGCUGUCAUGUGGCGCCUGCUCUCUGUAGAGCCUGAUGACCAUCUAACAGUAGCCCAGUCACUAAAGAAGGAAUUUGACAACCCUGAAACAGCAGACCUGAAGUUCCUAGUGGAUGGAAAAUACAUUCAUGUUCAUAAAGUUCUUCUCAAAAUUAGGUGUGAACAUUUUCGCUCCAUACUCAAUAAUGACGAUGAAAUUAUAGAAAUGAGUGAAUUUUCUUAUCCUGUUUACCGAGCCUUCCUGGAAUAUCUGUAUACAGACAACAUUAGGCUCCCUCCUGAAGAUGCAAUAGGGCUGCUAGAUUUGGCAACACUGUAUAGAGAAAACAGACUGAAAAAGCUUUGCCAGCAAACAAUCAAACAAGGGAUUUGUGAAGAGAAUGCCAUUGCUCUUCUUUCUGCCGCAGUCAAGUACGAAGCUCAGGACUUGGAAGAAUUUUGCUUCAGAUUUUGCAUAAACCAUUUGACUGUUGUUACACAAACUCAAGGCUUUGCAGACAUGGACCAUGACCUUCUGAAAAACUUCAUUAGCAAAGCCAGCAGAGUUGGAGCAUUCCGAAAUUGAGGCCUGACUACUGCCAAGCUGAAGAGCACGUCCUUUUCCCUUCUGGAAAUAAUUUUCCUUUGGAGAGCUUCUCUGUGAUCACAAACAGUGGUUUGGAAGGAAAGUCUCGGUGUCCAUCAGCUUAGGGAGUAUGUAGAAGUCCACUAACAUGUAGGCUUUUUUGUAAGGAUGGCUACAGUGUAUAUGUCUGGUAAUUGUUCAUUGCCAACAGCCAGAAUUUAACACAAAAAUCUAAUGUAGUAGCUAACCUUUCCCACUCAAAGUCAAGCAAACUAAGCUUGUCAUUAUCUAGUCUGUCUUUUUUUUUUUUUUUAACAGUUUGUGUUUGGAUUUUAUGGGACAGUGACCUGUUUGCUGCUAAAACUUUCAUAGUGUACUUUUGUUUCAAAACUCAGUUAAUAUGGCUUCACGGGCUUCUUUUUAUAGUCCAGUGAAGAUAUUUGUUUUUCUGGACAUAUGGUAAAAUAAUGUAAGUCCUUUAUGAUGAGAGGCUUUCUGAUUUGUAGGAGGGUUUGUCUCACUUGGUGUUUAUUUGGAGUUAAUUUAUGAGGUGCUUCAGCAGGAUAUUACAGUUUUGAGUUCCCAGCACUUGUCUCGUUGUUUAGCCAGAAUGAAAAGGAUCUCCCUUUCCAUUACACCGGGCAUAGUCCCUGGCACCCCAAUGGAAGCACUCACCAAGUUUGUCUGGAUGCGAAUUGUCAGACUGUGAGUUUUACUGCUAAGAAAAUCACCUAGUUAUAAAUCCAAACAAGAUUUCAAGAAAAGGAAGCUCUGCUUGAGGCUUAUUUAUUCCUGUCUUACUAUAUCUCCUCAGACAGAUGAACUUCAGAAAAAUGGAGAAAAAGGUGAUUUUGAAGUGAUAACUUCAAAUUAAUUAAAUUGCAAGAGUGAACUGACACUAUAUUCCAGAUGGUGAUAAAGGUAUCUUGCCCAAAUGUGGCGUUUCAGAUUCUCCUGUGGUCAGAGCUGUGAGGUGCCCACACCACUUUCCUUUCAGGGCUGUUCAGAAGAGAGGAGCUGCCCUUUGGACACACCUCUCUCCCAGCACUGAUCAUUGGUGGCUAAGGUAGAGUAGAUGCUUCAUUCCUAACUGGCUGAAGUGAAUUAAGGUGAAAACCCCACCUCUGCUGCACAGAGGGAGGUUUGCCCCAUUACAGAAGAUGUGGAGCUCAUGGAGCAUUUACUUGAGUUUUCUAACAGGUAACUGUGAAUUAACCAUGAGAAUUUAAGUUUCUGAGUGAGUGAAGUGACUUCAAGUGCCUUUUGCAGUAUUUUACAAAUGAGGAAGACAAAAAGCUGGAUCACCAGGGUCAGUACACUAAUUAUAUAAGUAGUCAUGCAAUGUUCCUGCAGGUCCCUGCUGUGCCACAGCAUCCUUCAAUGACCUUUUCUAAUCCUCAAAUGUGGUUCUAAGAACUUAGUUCCCUUAUAUUAUCACAUCUUCAUGUCUAAGCUGCAAAUAGCUGUUCAUAUUGGAGGCUCAUUUCUCAAACAAUCCUGUUCUUUAAGGAAAAGUAGGAGGAAAAAGAGCAGCAAAUACUCAAAAAAGGAGUAGUGAGUUUCCCUUCACCCCAGGCCUUGUGGGUGUGAGUGGAAAGUGAAGCAGGCAGGUAGUAGAAUUUACUUAGGAAGAUGGUGAUGAGAAAAUAUUUUAGAAACUGCUGUGGUAAAUAUUUACACAUCUUUGAGACAUUUGUCUCAACCUCUCACUAGAAAUAUGCUGGAUCAUCUACUGCUACCACAUAUAGUCUGCCACCUCCUCAGCGAUGACUACGACUUCCUUCAGCAGUGUUGAAUCCAUUCUUAGCAGCUGUGUCAGUAUUUUGUAGUCAAACAGAAGUGGUCAAAACCUUUCCAAUACAUAAUGCAGAUUCAUCAAAAGCAUGACUUUGCUGGAGGAGAUCAGUUUUGGUUUGUGUUGAGAAGCACUUGACACCAGCACAGACAGAGAACUAGUGUUAUGGUAGGGCUCAGCUUUACUGCCAGCCUUGUGUGCUCUAGCCCAGCACUGAUCAUACCAAAGUGUGGACAAGGGAUUCUAUGUAAGCCAAGACUGCAUAUCCCUGGUUAAUAUCCCUAAGAUCCUGGAUUCAUCUGCCAGCAUUCCUUGAGGGUAGCAGUGCACGGAACAAAGGCGUAGGACCACAUCCCAGCCUUGGGGCAGCAGCUGGCACCUGUCCCACCCACCCCAAUGGCAUCACACUGGCACACAUCCAAUCUCUCUGGGAAAUGGAAUCAGCAGGGCACCUCCACCCCUGGUACUGGCUUGUCAGCCCCAGCUUUCCUCAGGUGGGUACUAUGAAAGGUCUCUCCACGUUUGUGUUGUUU
Molecule: messenger RNA, 4149 nt
Organism: Poecile atricapillus (Black-capped chickadee)
Lineage: Eukaryota; Metazoa; Chordata; Aves; Passeriformes; Paridae
Gene: RCBTB2
Product: RCC1 and BTB domain containing protein 2
Exons: 13
Coding region: 169-1821 (550 amino acids)
Molecular function (GO): protein binding
Source: RefSeq, a predicted model, not a curated record